AUGCAGGAGCAGAGGUUGCACUGUCCUGGGCUACCAGUCCUCUCUGCUGUGUGCGUCCUCGGUUCCCCUGCGCCUUUAGCUGUCCUCUCGGGUAGACUGGUCCUCUGCGUUGCUGUGGAAGGAGCCACGGUCCUCCCUAUGCUCGCACCGCUGCUCCACGUCUCUGCUCCUGCAGUUCCCAGGCCGCUGCACGUCGACGGUCCACUGUCCCCCGACCGCUGUGGAGAGGACCGGGUGGAGGCUCUAGUUGGAGCUGUGGAGCCACAGGUGGAGGCUCUGGUUGGAGCUGUGGAGCCAGUGGUGGAGGUUCUGGCUGGAGCUGAGGAGCUACAGAUUGAAGUUCUAGUUGGAGCAGUGGAGCCAGUGGUGGAGGCUCUGGCUGGAGCUGUGGAGCUACAGGUGGAGGCUCUAGUUGGAGCUGUGGAGCUACAAGUGGAGGCUCUGGUUGGAGCUGUGGAGCUACAGGUGGAGGCUCUAGUUGGAGCUGUGGAGCUACAAGUGGAGGCUCUGGUUGGAGCUGUGGAGCCAGUAGUCGAGGUUUUGGCUGGAGCUGAGGAGCUACAGGUGGAGGCUCUGGUUGGAGCUGUGGAGCUACAGGUGGAGGCUCUGGUUGGAGCUGUGGAGCUACAGAUGGAGGCUCUGGUUGGAGCUGUGGAGCUACAGAUGGAGGCUCUAGUUGGAGCUGUGGAGCUACAGGUGGAGGCUCUGGUUGGAGCUGUGGAGCCAGCAGUCGAGGUUUUGGCUGGAGCUGUGGAGCUACAAGUGGAGGCUCUGGUUGGAGCUGUGGAGCUACAGAUGGAGGCUCUGGUUGGAGCUGUGGAGCCAGUAGUCGAGGUUUUGGCUGGAGCUGUGGAGCUACAGAUGGAGGCUCUGGUUGGAGCUGUGGAGCCAGUAGUCGAGGUUUUGGCUGGAGCUGUGGAGCUACAGGUGGAGGCUCUAGUUGGAGCUGUGGAGCUACAGGUGGAGGCUCUAGUUGGAGCUGUGGAGCUACAGGUGGAGGCUCUGGUUGUAGCUGUGGAGCUACAAGUGGAGGCUCUGGUUGGAGCUGUGGAGCCAGUAGUCGAGGUUUUGGCUGGAGCUGUGGAGCUACAGGUGGAGGCUCUGGUUGGAGCUGUGGAGCUACAGGUGGAGGCUCUAGUUGGAGCUGUGGAGCUACAGGUGGAGGCUCUGGUUGGAGCUGUGGAGCUACAGGUGGAGGCUCUGGUUGGAGCUGUGGAGCUACAGGUGGAGGCUCUGGUUGGAGCUGUGGAGCUACAGGUGGAGGCUCUAGUUGGAGCUGUGGAGCUACAGGUGGAGGCUCUAGUUGGAGCUGUGGAGCUACAGGUGGAGGCUCUGGUUGGAGCUGUGGAGCCAGUAGUCGAGGUUUUGGCUGGAGCUGUGGAGCUACAGGUGGAGGCUCUGGCUGGAGCUGUGGAAGAAGCUUUAUGGUGCUUCCAGUUUUUGAAGAUUGCUCCAAAGCGUAAGCCUCAAGUGAGUGGACUUGCAGAUGAAGUGAAAAAUGGAUACGGAGGAGCGGAGGCCCUCUGUGAUGAUCCACAAACUCAAAGUAUGGCGGACAUAGCAAACUUGCUUCAGGGCUUGGUGAGGAAGCAAACUGAGCACGAUGCAAAAUGGGAGCAGGAAAAGCUACAGCAGGAGAACCGGUGGCAGUCCAUGGAGCGCCGGGUGGACCAGCUUCAGUAG
Molecule: messenger RNA, 1683 nt
Organism: Knipowitschia caucasica
Lineage: Eukaryota; Metazoa; Chordata; Actinopteri; Gobiiformes; Gobiidae
Source: the annotation of a GenBank genome assembly